This is a messenger RNA of Lachancea mirantina, 726 nucleotides long. The record is from the annotation of a GenBank genome assembly. NCBI's taxonomy places the organism in Eukaryota, Fungi, Ascomycota, Saccharomycetes, Saccharomycetales, Saccharomycetaceae.
AUGAGCCAAAGAGACGUCUUGAUCGUUGGAAUCAGUGGCUGUUCAUCCAGUGGCAAAACGACAAUUGCAAAACUGAUAGCAGAGCUUCUACCUGGCGCAACUUUAAUUCACGAAGACGAUUUCUUCAAGCACGAUGAUGAGAUUCCUUUAAAUAAGAAAUUUGGAGUCAAGGACUGGGAUUGUCCUGAGGCUCUAGAUUUGGAUUUAUUUGGUCAGGAACUGGAUCACAUCAAGGCUACAGGCAAGAUUUCCGCCAAAUUGGUUCAUAAUAACAACGUUGAUGACGUAUCACGAUUCUGUGUAAGUAAAGAGACCAAGGAAACACUGAGAAAGGAAUUUAAUGCGUUUGAAGCUGCCAGUGACGUUCACGUUGUAGUCGUUGAUGGAUUUAUGAUGUUCCACGAUCCCAAAAUCGCCUGCAAGUUUGACCGCAAACUAUUGAUAAGGGCACCUUACGCCUCUCUCAAAAGCCGGCGUGCAGCAAGAUCUGGAUAUCAAACGCUUGACUCAUUCUGGAUCGAUCCACCCUUUUAUUUUGAUGAAUUCGUCUACAAAUCGUAUGCUAAAAACCAUGCAUCUUUGUUUGAGGAAAACGAUGUGGAAGGUAGAAUAAGGAAAAAUUCGGGUGUCCAAGACUAUGUGAAUGACGAUGGCAUGGAUAUAAACGAUGCGCUACUUUGGGCUUGCCAUCAAAUCGUCUCGCCUUUGCCGAGUUUUUCUUCAUAA